AUGUUACGUGUACCCCCUAGUGGCGUUUAUUUCAACUAAGGAUAUAUAAAAAAGAAUUUGUAACAGUGUAUUUCGAAUUGUGUGGACAUUUGAUUUUGAAUUGUAAAUUAUAAAAUAUAUAAAUUUUUUAAAUCGAAACAUAAUGGCAAGUUCGAGCGAUGCAGAACCAAAAUUUACUGGAUUAUCAAAACAUUUUAAUAGUGUUACUGACCGUGGUAGAGCAAAUGUUGCUUUGUCAACAAUUGGUGGAUUAGUUGCUCUAGGUCUAUAUCUAUAUUUCAAACCAAAAAGUAAUAAGACAACUGAAAAGUGAAUUCAAGAUUACAUGCAAUAGAUACAGGCAUACAAUAGUUAUGUAAUAAUUAUUCGUGCAUUAUUUUAUUCUUAUUAGAAAUAAAUAAUUAUCAAUAUCUUAA
Frieseomelitta varia is the source of this 416-nucleotide messenger RNA. RefSeq lists its product as uncharacterized. NCBI's taxonomy places the organism in Eukaryota, Metazoa, Arthropoda, Insecta, Hymenoptera, Apidae. Bases 143 to 313 code for a protein of 56 amino acids. The record is from RefSeq and is a predicted model, not a curated record. The transcript has 2 exons.